AUGGAUCGUAAAGACAAUGAAUUUGACCAAAAGAUGAUUUUACAAACCAUAAAAACAAAUGUUCCGAAAAUCAUUCUCGAUGAUUGUGAGUUGCCGCCAUGGCACAAGCUAGUCGCCUACGUUUGCAAAGAUAUUGAUUUUGAAGAGUAUUCUAGAAACGAAAGAUUUGAAUUUUCCAAAAAAAAAUUAGAGGAAAACAAAAAUAAUCGACAAGGUCUCUUGGAUUUCUAUGAAGAUGUCUCUAAAGUAAUGUGUGAAAUGGAUGGAUUUUUGGGGAUCAGAACAAAAUUGGAAGAAGUUGUGAGCUCCAAUAAAUUGGCGAUUCCAUCUGCGGAGAUGUUGUCAUCCGUUAAAAGUAUGAAUGGGGUCAAACUAUUGAUUGAGAGAACUAUUUCUAAUUAA
This is a messenger RNA of Saccharomycopsis crataegensis, 402 nucleotides long. RefSeq lists its product as uncharacterized. Lineage: Eukaryota; Fungi; Ascomycota; Saccharomycetes; Ascoideales; Saccharomycopsidaceae. The coding region runs from base 1 to 402 and encodes 133 amino acids. The record is from RefSeq and is a predicted model, not a curated record. The transcript has a single exon.